Myzus persicae (green peach aphid) is the source of this 1810-nucleotide messenger RNA. RefSeq lists its product as uncharacterized. The record is from RefSeq and is a predicted model, not a curated record. Lineage: Eukaryota; Metazoa; Arthropoda; Insecta; Hemiptera; Aphididae. The coding region runs from base 358 to 1686 and encodes 442 amino acids. The transcript is spliced from 10 exons.
GGUUUGCCGGCUUGCCUCCUGCGGGCUGCUAUUGGUUGCAAUGUCGCAAGGACACGAGGUGCCAUGAGACGCGGAUGGUGGUGGGCAUCUCCAACGGUUUACGCUCGUCACUCGAUCGCCGUUGUGCCGCGAUUUACUUAAUUACGUUACUACGCUUUUUCUUUGCCCUUCGGUGUCUAUACUGUUAAAGUUUUUGACGUUUUUGUUUUCCAUCCGUUCUAUGGCUAUUGACUGCCGCAAGCUAGUAUCCGUCAAUACGACUCUGCACUUACAUAUUUUAUUUUAUAUUUUAUUAUUUUUAUAAUAAAUAGUUUAACAAGUUGGUCAGUUAUUGGUGAAUAUUAUAAAAUCUGAAGUAUGUGGUUCAUUGUACAUUUUAUCAAUGAUAAUUCUGUCUCAGCUGUUCCAAAAUCAUGGUGGAAACAUGGCUAUUGCGCUUGGCCAAAAAAAAAUAUAAAAAAUAAGAAUAAAUUGAUUGAAUCAAUGCAAAAACCAAAUAAAAUUGACUAUGUAUAUUUCAAAGCGAGAUUGUUGACACAAAAUCCUAUAGCUUCUUAUAAUGAAGCCAGAUGCAAAGCAUUAAAAGCACAAAAUACUUCAGAUUUGUCAUCAACGGAAAAUGUGAAAUUCAAAUUUAAAACUAAAACUAAAAAGAAACCUCCAAUUAACGACUAUAGUUCUGCACCUGAAUUUUCUGAUUCUAGCGAUGGUGUUUUUGAUGACAGUGAUAAAGAUAAAUUGUACAGUCCAGAAUGUUCAAAAAAAUUUGAUUUAAGCCCAAGUUAUAAUGUUAUUGGCAAUGUUGAUAAAAACAACGAAUUAUCUUCAAAUAAAGUAUUUAUUAUAGAAGAUAACACUGAUAUUAUAAAUAGUCCAAGUGGAAAAUGGAAAGUUCAAUCCAAUUAUAUUUCUCCAAUACCUAAUAUCUCUAUCAAUAAAUGUAAUAAUGAAUAUAAAGUUUCUUCGUCCAAGCAAUUAAGCAAAAUCAAAAAGUGUUUGUUUCCUAGUAAUACAAAUUCUAUGGAAGAGGAUAUAAUUAUGGUGAAUGAUAAACUUUCAACAGGUGAAUUAGAAGUUGCUGGUACCGAUUUAUCUUUAAAUGAAGUAUCUCAUCUUGCUUAUGAGUUUAAACAAUGUUAUGAUUAUACAAAGACGUCUUUGACUAAUAUCAAAUUUGAUAUUAAAAAUUUAGUAUAUACAGUAAAUGAAAUCAAAAGUAUGGUGGAACAUACUGUCAAUGUUUUGACCACCUCUGGUUCAUUAAAUAAUCAUCAAGACAAUCGCAGCAAUUCAAAUUUAUUGAACACUGAAAAUGUUCCUAUCAGUAAUGAGCAAACUCUUGAAAAUGUUGAAACUGAACUUGAAAAUUCCACAACACGGUCCCAAGUAGUUAAUGAACUAUCCAGAUUAGUAGGUAGAUCAAUAUCAGACUCAGUACGCCGCAUGAUGCAAAAAUUGUUUGAUGAUACAUGGUUGAAGUAUUAUUCAUAUGUUGGACAUAAAGGAAAAAACAAAUUGUCAUCUCUCAAUUCUUGUAAAAUUAUUUUUGAAGCAAUACAUCUAUGCUCAAAAUUUGAAAAAGUACCAGAUAUAGAAAUUGCUUUGUCAAUUAGUAAGUGGAUGGCGCAAGCAAGCAAUCGUUUGAAAAAAAAAUAUACCAAUACAGAGACCACUAUUACACUUUGAUUAUUUUUCAAUUUAUUCCAUUAUUUUUUUCAUUUAAUUCUUAAACCCAAGUUAAGAGUUAUAAAAGUUCAUAAGUUUUUAUUUUGUUUUAAAUAUAAAGAACAUAUUAUAACUAAAACAUGAA